Cladophialophora psammophila CBS 110553 is the source of this 2394-nucleotide messenger RNA. RefSeq lists its product as uncharacterized. The transcript has 2 exons. Bases 1 to 2394 code for a protein of 797 amino acids. Lineage: Eukaryota; Fungi; Ascomycota; Eurotiomycetes; Chaetothyriales; Herpotrichiellaceae. Gene Ontology annotation, cellular component: cytoplasm; nucleus. The record is from RefSeq and is a predicted model, not a curated record.
AUGUUUAUGAUCAGAAACGUCAGCAAAUAUCUUUUCGGAGACGCUUCCAAGGAGGUCAUCACAGAAAUUCCUCAGGGCCAACUCUACCUCGUCCGUCCUCUCUCCCCUAAAGGUUACUCUGAACUCAUCUACAAAGACGCUGUCGCCACCAUCAGACGCACGGGGCAAGAUCAUCAGUACCAGCUCGUUAUACAGCGUGCGUAUGAGGAGGGCGAGGAAGAACUUGCUGAGGACGACGAGGACGCAGGCGGUGAGGGUCUGGACAAGGACGAGAAGACCUUCCUCCUUGAUCAGAGUCUACAUUUCAGAUCAGAAAGGCGGUCGGGCGGCGAAACGGUCUUAGCUUGGCGCGACCUAAGCGGUGACCCUGGAGAUCUUUAUGAAUUUGUUUGUGACGCUUCAGUCCAGGAAGAAAAGAUCCACACUUUUCUUCUAGCUGCGAUCGACUGUCAAUUCGAAAGAAAAUACCGGAGGUCUGCUCAGAAGGCUACAGAGGCUGAACUACAAGAAUUCUACUUUGACUCAGACGACGCGAUCCCCGCUGCUAGCUCGGUAUCUGCGCCUCUCGACCCAAAACCAACAUCCAGAGAAUCGGCACAGAGAAUGGCGAAGGAUGUUAGAACACCGAAGACAUCAAACCAAUCCAAAGCGAGAGACACUGGCGCCACGGAAGCUCCACCAGCGAAAUCCGCUCCAAGCUCUGGAGAAGUUCUCACCAAGCAAACCGGAGAGCUCCAUCUCUUCGAUUUCCCGUCAGGAACUUUCGUCCUCCAAGAUCUAUCCGUAACUGCUGUUGUGACAGAUCUCGGAGGCUGGCAAUACUGGCUUCAAAUAACGAGUUCUACCGGCAGGGAAUGGCUAGGUCAGGCCAUUGUGCCCGAUAUCAAUCCAGUCUUCAACUUCGACUAUCUGUCUGCAAUUUUCAACCACUACACCGACGAUGGCUCUGCUUACUCUUGGUUGCUACGAUUCAAAGACCAGGCGGUCUUGGAGAACUUUCAAGAGGGCGUCAUGCAGGCUUUGUGGGAGCAAUUGAACGAGACGAAAUGGUCAAAAGUGAAAGAUCAGGAACGUGAAUACGUCUUGGAAGCCUUCAAUGAUAUGACUAUGAAUGAUGCAAAUGAAGAGGAGGGGGCUGAAGAAGAUGAGGAAGAAGAAGAGGAAGAGGAAGGAGACCGUCCGCGAAGUGAACGCUAUGAUGAGGACGAAUCUGAGGAUGAUGUUGAGCUGGACAACCAAGACGGAAACGUCAAUUCUCAACUGGCAGUUGGAACUAAACAUGAUCGAUCAUUCGUUAUUCGCGGCUCCAAGAUUGGUGUCUUCAAGCACCUGCCCAACAAACAUCUCGAAUUCACCACCAAUAUAUCCAAGGUCCAGACUCCCAAGGGCAAGCUCUUCUCACCCACUAAGGUCAUGCUGCACCAAGAAGACCAGAACAUGGUGCUGCAAGACCCCAACAAUCCCCACUCACUCUAUCGCAUGGACCUCGAAUAUGGCAAGGUUGUGGAUGAGUGGAAGGUCCACGACGACAUUGCUGUAAGCAACUUUGCGCCAGAAACAAAGUUCUCUCAGCGGACGUCAGCGCAACCAUUCAUUGGUCAUAGCAAGAAUGCCCUCUUCCGCAUUGAUCCCCGUGUCUCUGGCAACAAGCUGGUAGAAGCACAGCUGAAACAAUACCUCUCUAAAAACGACUUUUCCGCGGCUGCAACGACCGAAAAGGGAUACAUCGCACUGGCAUCCAACAAAGGUGAUGUCCGACUCUACGACCGUCUCGGUAUCAACGCCAAAACCCAGAUUCCAGCCCUGGGCGAAGCAAUUAUCGGUCUCGACGUCAGUGCCGAUGGUCGCUGGGUGCUCGGAACCUGCAAAACCUACCUCAUCCUGAUUGAUAGCUUACAAAAGGAUGGCAAAAACGAAGGCAAAUUAGGCUUUGAGAAACCCUUUGCAAAGGACUCAAAACCUCAGCCCCGCCGCCUCUGCCUGAGCCCGAAUCAUGCAGCACAGUUCCAACACGAAACAGGCCAAGGCAUUUCUUUCACGCGUGCCCACUUCAACACCGGCGUUGACAGCCAAGAAACUAGCAUCAUCACUUCCACUGGCCCUUUCCUGGUCACCUGGUCCCUAAAGAAGGUUCUCGAUGGCAAGAAAGACCCCUAUCAGAUCAAGCGCUACGCAGCAGAAGUCAUGGCGGACAAUUUUGAGUUUGGCAGUGACAAGAACGUUAUCUUGGCAUUGCCUAAUGAAGUGGACAUGGUGAGUCGGAAGAGCUUCAAGAGGCCUACCAGGGAGAGUAUUAUGGGCCCAGCAGCGAGGAUUUCUGGGGUGGGCAUGACGCCGAGGAGAUGCGGGAGGCAGAGUCAUUUGAGAGACGAAAUCGUGAAUAGUCCUUACUAG